Pectinophora gossypiella (pink bollworm) is the source of this 2816-nucleotide messenger RNA. RefSeq names its product MAP kinase-interacting serine/threonine-protein kinase 1-like (gene Lk6). The transcript has 7 exons. The record is from RefSeq and is a predicted model, not a curated record. Gene Ontology annotation, molecular function: calcium-dependent protein serine/threonine kinase activity; calcium/calmodulin-dependent protein kinase activity; ATP binding. Gene Ontology annotation, biological process: intracellular signal transduction; peptidyl-serine phosphorylation; protein autophosphorylation. Gene Ontology annotation, cellular component: cytoplasm; nucleus. Bases 320 to 1729 code for a protein of 469 amino acids. NCBI's taxonomy places the organism in Eukaryota, Metazoa, Arthropoda, Insecta, Lepidoptera, Gelechiidae.
CCGCGAAUGAGUCGCUAGUUGGAUUUCAGAACAUCGAACGGGCGGGCGUGUGUAGGAUGGAGCGCUAACAACACCAAGCAGUUUUUUUCAUUCCGCCUUCUAGCAGUGUUUGUUUAUUACCUUCCGGCACACUUUCCGUAAAUCCUUCUCGACCGUGGUGCUUUAUAAUUUUUGAUUUCGGCGUUUUAUUUCCUAUCUUGUCCUAAAACGCCUUUCCGAUUUCACGUCGAGAAGGCGGCCGCACAACUUUGAAAGCGGCUUCAAGAGUAGAAUAUCUACUCGGAACAUCUCAGUAUCAGCGCAUCAAGCAAUCAUCAGAAUGGUGAAGAAGAUUUCAGAAGAGAGUGUAGAUAGCGGUGUGGGCCGCUGCAGCAGCCAAUCUGGCAGCGAGCGCGAGUCGGAUGAGAGUCCGCGCGGGCAAGAGCCGUCGGCACCCGUGCCCAUCCCCGACAGUGAAGAGCUGCAGCGACGCAAGGAGGAGGCGCGCAGGAAGCGCCGCAGGAAGAAGCGAUCUGGCAGCUCCGUCGUCACAUCUUGUUUCCAAGAUCUGUACAAGUUAACGGGCGAGGUUCUCGGCGAAGGCGCGUACGCUUCGGUCCAGACUUGCGUGAAUAUCUACACGGAGCAGGAGUUCGCAGUGAAGAUCAUCGACAAGGUGCCAGGCCACGCCCGUGCCCGGGUGUUCCGCGAGGUGGAGACCUUCCACUACUGCCAGGGACACCCCAAUAUAAUCCAGCUCAUUGAAUUCUUUGAGGACACAGACAAGUUCUACCUUGUCUUCGAGAAGAUCAACGGCGGGCAGCUCCUCUCCCGCAUUCAGGAGCACCACUAUUUCUCUGAACCCCAGGCUGCAGAGAUAGUGCGCGAGCUAGCGAACGCGCUACACUUCUUGCACGGCAAGGGUGUCGCGCACCGGGACCUGAAGCCCGAGAACAUUCUGUGCGUGCACCCGGACCGGCUGUGCCCCGUCAAGAUCUGCGACUUCGAUCUCGGCAGCGGCAUCAGCUUCACGUCCAGCCUCGCUAGCCCGCUUGCCACGCCGCAACUUAUGACACCAGUCGGUAGCGCAGAAUUCAUGGCGCCAGAAGUAGUGUCGCUGUUCGCGGGCUCGGCGGCGAACCACUACGACAAGCGGUGCGACCUGUGGUCGCUCGGCGUCAUCGCCUACAUUCUGCUGUGCGGCUACCCGCCGUUCCGUGCCGACUGCGGCGCGGACUGCGGUUGGGAGCGCGGCGAGAACUGUCGCGCUUGCCAGGAGCUACUCUUUACCUCUAUACAGGAGGGCCGGUACUCGUUCCCCGAGGAGGAGUGGUCCCACAUCUCGUCGGAGGCGAAGGACCUGAUCCGCGCGCUGCUGGUGCGCGAGGCGUCGCACCGGCUGAGCGCCGAGCGCGUGCUGCACCACCCCUGGCUGCGCCGCGCAGACCCGCUGGCGCGGGCGCGCUAUCCCGCGCUGCAGACGCCCAUCAAUAUCAAGCGUAACAUGUCGGCGCGCAACUUGUCGAACUUCGCGGAGUCGGCUAUGGCGGUGAACCGGGUGAUCCAGCAGCACUUCUCCAUGAACUACUCGUACAUGGAGCGCGCGUCGCCGGCGCUGCGCUGCAGCAAGUCGUGCUAUCCGCGCGCCGACGACGAGGACGCGGGGCUGGGGCUGUCGCCGCCCGCCGAGUCGUCGCUGCUGCGGCGCCGCCUGGCCGCGCCCGCCACGCCGCCGCUGCCGGUGCACUAGCCCCCCCCCACCCCACCCACCGACGAGCCGCGCACAUUCCGGCGUCCACAGACUGUGCCAAGGAAAUAUUCCACCAGUGAUAACGAAACCAUCCGAUCGCGACGCGUGAACGGUACUUAUAGAGCUGUAACGGUUUUAUUUGAGCCUUUUAAAGAUAUAUUUUUAUGAAUAAAAAAAAAACGACUGAAUAGUUUUAUCGAUAUGUAGAGUAUUUGUGAAUUUAUGUUGUGGCGCGCGCCGCCCGGACCCCGCGGGGUCGAUAAAAUCGUAUUAUAUUGAGAUAGUUGUGCCGAUCUACAUACUUUAUAUCGAUUACAGAUUUAUUAUUUUUGGAUUUAUGAAAUCCGCAAUUUAAAUUGAGCUUAUUUGUAUAAUCGCCUUUCGUUCGUGGCCUAUCCGUAUGCAAUAAAAUUUUGUUAUUUUCUAAUAAUGUUUUCGGAUAUGUACUAGUCUGUUAUGUGAUUGUUUUUGCAUUUUUUACCAACGAUGGAAAAACCACAUCUCAUUAAUUAAGAAUGAAUCAAACCUACUUGUAAGCGAGUUAAGGCAAUAUGUGACAUUUUUCUGAGAGGUGCAAGUGUAAUAUGUAGAUGCGCAUAAUUCUGAAUUGUAGUAUGUACAUGAGUAUGCUUCUUUACAAUAACCAACGCCGGCGAAGGGGCACUGGCCAUCUGAUGAACGAAAUGUCAUAUAUUUCUGUGGAGCUGUGUUGGUUAAGUGUUGCAUGGGGUUCCAUGGAACUGCCAUAACAUUGUGAUCAGUUUGAAUACUUUUAUAUUGCUGAGAGUGAAGUGUUGAAGUAAUGUUAAGAGUAGACCUGCUAGACUGUAACCUGCGUACGCGUUGAUUGGACAAAGGCGGAGCCACUUUCGGCCGAGAAAAACAGCAUAUAAUUUUUAAAUUUUCGAAAAUGAAAUUUUCUAUUUAGUUCACAUAAAUUUUAUAUAUAUUUUUCCUUCGUGUAAUUCUGGCGGCUUUAUCCAAUCAAUCCUUAACUUUACUUACGCAGUACUUUGUUAAAAUUUUGUUUUCGACUAAAUCAUUGAUUUGAAAUGUCAUUGAAAUACAGAUGUUUGAAUUUUUACAA